AUGUUCCAUCUAAUAAAACGUAAGUUGUAUAAGACAUGCGUCGAUCGCGCACGAUCGGUAACAAGGAGAAGCAGAAGUUCAUCCUGUACGAUAGAGCAGCUGCCGGACCACGCAGACGUUGUGAUAAUUGGGGGCGGUAGCGCUGGUUGCAACGCGCUCUAUCACUUGGGAAAAUGCGGUGUGAAUGCCGUGUUACUGGACAAAUCGAAACUAAUAUCGGGCACGACAUGGCACACCGCGGGACUUGUAUGGAGCAUACGUGGUCCCAACGACGUUGAAAUAGAAUUAUUGAACGUCACGCGGUCCGUGCUUGGCUCUUUGGAAGGAGAGACCGGUACAGAUCCGGGAUGGAUAAACAACGGGGGACUUUACAUCGCUCACUCGAACGAAAGACUGGCCGAAUAUAAGAGACUAAUCGACGGUUCGAAAGCGUUCGAUAUCGGGGCACAUCUGAUCUCUCCUAGGGAAGCGAAGAACUUGUUCCCGUUGCUCGACGAGAACGCGUUUCAAGCAGCUGUUUACUCGUCGAAAGACGGUGUCGUUGACCCGACUAUGUUGAUAAACGCAUUAGUUAAAUCGGCGAAGAACAAUGGCUGUCAGGUGAUAGAAGACUGUCCCGUGGUGAAGAUUUUAACGCACGACAUCGUUCCGAACGGCAAGAAGAAGGUUCACGCCGUGGAGACCCCGUAUGGAAUUAUAAAAUGUGAUGUUGUUCUCGUCGCUGCCGGUGCUUGGUCGAAAAACGUGGCGAGCACAAUGAACACGGAUAUACCAUUGAUCCCGAUUAAACAUGCUUACAUUGUCACCGAAUCGAUAGAUGGUGUCGAGCAACAGCUUCCGAAUGUCAGAGACCCGGACAUCAGUUUAUAUUUUCGAAUUCAAGGGAACUCCAUCGCGAUCGGCGGUUACGAACCGAAUCCUGCGAUGUUAGAGUCCGCACCGGAAAACUUCUCGUUCAGCCUGUACGAGUUGGACUGGGAUAUUUUCGACACGCAUCUGGAUUCCAUGGUUCGCGUGAUGCCGAAAUUAUCCACAACCGGAAUAAAAAGCACCGUAUGCGGUCCAGAAAGUUUCACGCCCGAUCAUAAACCAAUAAUGGGCGAGGAUCCACGGUGUUCCGGACUAUUUUAUUCUUGCGGAUAUAAUAGCGCCGGCAUGAUGCUGGGAAGUGGAUGCGGAGAACAAAUUUCUCGUUGGAUAAUCAACGGUCGACCGGAUAGUUACAUGUUCAGUUACGACAUCAGAAGAUUUAUUCCGGAACAGAGAAGCAAUUUGUCGUGGAUGACCGAAAGAUCUCACGAGGCCUAUGCGAAAAACUAUGGCAUUGUAUUCCCACACGACGAACCGUUAAGCGGUAGAAAUCUUAAGACGGAUCCUUUUCACGAUAUACUUAUCGAAGAGGGUGCCAUCAUGGAAGAACGCCAAGGUUGGGAGCGACCCGGAUGGUUUUAUUCGAAUAAAAAAAUUCAAAUCAUGCCGUACGAUUAUGGCGGAUACUCUAGUACGAUAUCGAAAAACAAGAGAGACGAAUAUCGCGCAAUAUUAGAGAAAGAAUACAGUUUCGAAUUUUCACCCUUCGAGGAUACAAUACGCGCAGAAGCUCUCGCUUGUCGAAACGAUGCCGCUUUAUUCAACAUGUCGUAUCUUGGGAAAUUUUAUGUCUGCGGGCCAGAGGCACAGAAAGCAAUCGAUUACUUGUUCACAGCGAACACACAUUGCGACUUCAACAAAACAAUUUACACUUGCAUGCUUAAUCAUGCUGGAGGAGUAGAAAUGGAUUGCACGGUUACAAUUAUGGAACCUGGUUCAAGCGGAAUCGUGAAUCCGAUCUUUAAAGACAAAGCGUUCUACAUUGUUUCAAGCGGAGCGUCAGCAUAUCACACGUGGGCCCAUAUAAACAAAGUCGUGGAGGAAAAAGACUUUGAUGUAUCGUUACAUGAUGUUACCGAACAAAUUGGAAUUUUAUCCGUCCAGGGCCCUAACAGCCGAAAGAUAGUGGAAUCGUUAAUAGAAGACGACAUUUCGGAUAAAUCCCUGAAAUUUUCAACGACGAAAGUAGUCGAAAUUAAGAAUCAUCUGGCACGAUUGAUCAGAAUUAGUUUCGUUGGCGAACUUGGCUUUGAAAUACACAUUCCACGAUCGUCCUGUCAAACAAUUUACACGGCCUUGAUGGAAUGCGGCAAAAAGUAUAACAUGAAACUCGCCGGAUACAGAGCAUUGUACAGUCUUAGCUGUGAAAAAGGCUAUCAUCUAUGGGGCUCGGACGUUAGGACGGACGAUAAUCCGAUUGAAGCUGGAUUAGGAUUUACUUGUCGCGAUACCGGUCACUAUCGGGGAAAAUUAGCGGUCGAACGAUCACGGCAAACCGGAAUUAAAAAGAGGCUGAUACACGUUCAUCUGGACCGCACCACUCCAUUGUGGGGUUUGGAACCUAUUUACAGAAACGGUUCUGUUGUUGGUUAUUUACGACGAGCAGAACAAGGAUAUAGCUGUAGAAGAGUUAUCGGUCGCGGAUACAUCAAACAUCCAGAUGGGGAAAAUGUGACAAAGGAGUUUUUAAGGACUGGUACCUAUGAAAUCGAAACAAUGGGAAAAUGUCAUAAAGUGGACGUUUAUCUUGAAAGUCCAUUUGAUCCUCGAAACAAAAGAUUAAUGGGUAUAUAUGAAAAAGAACAGAAUCCAUGA
This is a messenger RNA of Dufourea novaeangliae, 2685 nucleotides long. Its product is annotated as sarcosine dehydrogenase, mitochondrial. Gene Ontology annotation, cellular component: mitochondrion. The coding region runs from base 1 to 2685 and encodes 894 amino acids. The transcript has 15 exons. NCBI's taxonomy places the organism in Eukaryota, Metazoa, Arthropoda, Insecta, Hymenoptera, Halictidae. The record is from RefSeq and is a predicted model, not a curated record. Gene Ontology annotation, molecular function: oxidoreductase activity; protein binding.